UAUUGGUGUCGACGGUGCGAACGAAGAAUGUAUUGCACGAAUAUAAAACCUCACUGCAGUGAUAAUUGAAUCAAAAGCGUUCAAUACUUCGACUAGUCCAAGUAUCGUGCGGAAGCUACGGUGCGGUCAGUUCGAGACAGUUGAAGUGGAAACUCACUAAAGGAAUAACAAGUGUGAAAAGGCUUUUAUCGAAAUUAAUAGUGAAUCGAUCGAAACCUACUAAUAACCACUUUAAUUUUAAAUUAAAAAUCCAACCACUUUGCCUACAAAUUUCGAAAGUUAACAAUUAUAAGAAACAAAAAAAGUAAAGUGAAAUUAAAAUAAAUAAACAAAAAAUACACUUAUGUAUAUGCUGACGCUCAUACCAUAUUCCCCUGAAAUAUCCAUUUAAAAAAAAAAAAAAAAAAAUAUGUGCCAAACUUCCGGUCCCGGUAUACAAAGUGAUCAAAUUCGGAAAUUCAUAGAACAUGGAAUGCCGGAGAAAAUUGUAAAGACUGUGCAGUAUACAAUUCGGAAACGGGAGGCUGCACAAAAUUCCCCUAACACCAACAUGGAUACACAUAAUAUAAGCGAUGUGAGUGCCUUAAAUCCAAUUCCUAUGGAACAGAUGAAACCUUUAAGUAUUCCCCGUCUGUGCGGGCGUUUUCGCAACCAAGCAACAGAGUCCGGUGCUUCAUUGAAGGAUAAAAUCACUAACAUCGGUGCUGCAGGUAGUGAAGAUAUUCAAGGCAGUAAACCUCAAGGCGAUAUGGACGCACUCGCCAUAACAACUGAAAUGACGAAACACUUCGUGCAACGCAUGUGUGGCAUUGUGGAAAAAAUGCAAAACAGCAAAUUAUAUACAUUGUUGACGAGAACAACGCAACCAGCACACAUUGUUGCCGUCUGCGUACUGACUUUUGUUACUUUCACAGUAUGGCCAGAUAUAGUCGACACCCGUAACGUCUCCAAUAACAGAGCCUCGGACCAAGUUUCACCCAUGGGCGAUCGCCGAAACGAACGACAUAAUACUUUGGCCACAAUCGCAUACUUGGGCGCAUUCGCAACCCAUUUUGGUGCCCAGAUAUGGAUGACAUUCAUCUCAGGUUUAUCAUUAUAUUUCUCGUUGCCACGACAUAUUUUUGGGCAAUGUCAACAGAUUCUAUUCCCACGUUAUUUUGCUAUGAGCUCAAUAUUGAGCAUAAGUAUGCUGAUACUCUUUGUGAAGUACUUCCUCACCUCAUGGAAUGCAACCGCAAUAACACAGCUGAUAGCACUGAGUGCCACUGUUUUAAUUGAGAUUAUUAUACGACUCUACCUCGCUCCGCCAAUGCUGCGACUGAUGCAUGAGAAAUAUCGGAUUGAAGGUGCUAUCGGUAGUGGACGGGAAGUGGGCUCACUUGAGCAAGGCAUUCUCAUUCAGUGUCCGCACUAUCAAAGAAUUCACAAAACUUUUCGUCGCAUCCAUAUGACGAUCGCCAUGGGCAAUAUGUCCGUAUUGUUAGCUACAUGCCUUCACUUGUAUUUUCUCGCAUCGAAAAUACAAAUUAGUUAAGGUACUAAAAUGGAUAGAUUUGAUAUUAUCCAAACCGAAAGUAGCAACCCAACAAAAAUCAUUUAUAAUCACAUUUUGAUUGAGUUGAAACAGCUUGUGGCAGCUACCAGACCACCGAUGUACUGGGUUAUGUAUGCGGAUGUGACAAUAUCCAACUAUAUACCAAAAAAUUUAUUGCAUUUGUAUAAUAUAAGAAUUUAUUAAAAUAAAAUAAGACGUAUUUUUGUUGGUAUUGUAUCGUACAUUCUUAUUAGUAAAACUCAUAUUACCAUUAUUAUAAAAUGUAUUCUAUAAGUUGCAUUAAAUUUAAGUAUGCGAAUAGCAAGAAUAAUUCAUAAUUAUAAACUGUGAUACCCCAUAACCCUACUCAUAUAAAUCAGUAUAUGCCCGAUAGACAAUACCCAUCCAAGCAUACAUACACGCAUAUACAGAUCAGGUCCAGUCCAUUUAACCAUGAAACCAAAUUAGGAAUAUUAUUGUUAUGUUAACGAUUGAAUGAAUAGCUACUAAUAUGUAUUAUCUAGGAUGAGUACGUAUAGUAAUGUAAGGCAUACACAUUCAUACACAUGUUAGUUAUUCAUAUUAGCACAAUUGAUGUACGUAAAUACUUGCAGGCACGUUCGAUGAGUUUAGUAAAUUUUGAAUAGUCUAUCAAAUUGAAAUAACGACCAAUAUGAAUUCUAAAGGUAUAACAAGUACAAUUAUACUAUUAUAAGAAAUCUGCAUGUUUUUACAUUUUAUUAUAAUCUCAUGAAAAUGUGUAUAAUGAUUUUAAACCGAUUAACAUUCGAGAUAAACAUCUCAUGGAAUUAAAAUAAAGACGAGAUUAAAUAAUA
This is a messenger RNA of Bactrocera dorsalis (oriental fruit fly), 2370 nucleotides long. RefSeq lists its product as uncharacterized. The record is from RefSeq and is a predicted model, not a curated record. NCBI's taxonomy places the organism in Eukaryota, Metazoa, Arthropoda, Insecta, Diptera, Tephritidae. The transcript is spliced from 3 exons. Bases 410 to 1534 code for a protein of 374 amino acids.